This is a messenger RNA of Macrobrachium nipponense, 2031 nucleotides long. Its product is annotated as adhesion G protein-coupled receptor E1-like. Lineage: Eukaryota; Metazoa; Arthropoda; Malacostraca; Decapoda; Palaemonidae. The transcript has 9 exons. The record is from RefSeq and is a predicted model, not a curated record. The coding region runs from base 1 to 894 and encodes 297 amino acids. Gene Ontology annotation, molecular function: calcium ion binding.
AUGGCUGCAAUGAAAGGGAAUGAAAGCAAAGCUUUCCUGAACACUGCCUUUACAACCUGGCCUCCUCCUCCUCCUCCCCCAAGCGAUGGAGAUAUUGGAGUAAACGUGGAAGCGACGAUUCUGGGGAAAAACCAGUUCGUAAAACUACGACUAAAGCUAAAAGCACACCUACACCAACCUGUGCAUAAUAAGGAUUGUAAACCAAGUGAUGCAUGCACUCGUAACGGUGGCUAUUGCAUAGAAAAUAGGAAGAAAGGAGACUGCGACGGACUCCUCUUUCCAAAUGAAUGCAUAAAGCCCUUAUGUUCCUGCUGUGUAAAAGUAACUACAGUGAAACUGGAUGAAUGCUCAGCAGGGAACGACACUUGCCCCGCCAACUCAGAAUGCCAGGAUAAAGAAAUAGGCUACGAAUGCGUUUGCAAUGCAGGCUUUGAGCAAUGUGGAGAUACAAAUGAAUGUGACAGCAAUCCCUGUGGGCCAAACUCCCAGUGCCAAAAUACAUUUCGAAGUUAUGAGUGUGUCUGCAACGCUGGGUACGAAUCAGUCAACGGAGCUUGUGCUGAUCACAAUGAAUGUGAUUCGAGUCCUUGUGGUCCCAACGGCGUCUGCUCCAAUAGCCCUGGAAGUUUCAGCUGCAACUGCAGUGCAGGAUACGAUUUCAGUGGGGGAUCUUGUGUGGACAUCGAUGAAUGUUUGAGCAAUCCAUGUCCAGAUGUCUCCGUGUGUACGAACACUCCUGGAAGUUACCUGUGUCAGUGUCCUCCUGGUUACAACUUGACCUCAGGAGCUUGUGUUGAUAUCGAUGAUUGUGCUUCUGUCACUUGCCCUCAGCACCAAUUUUGUAGUGAUAAACUCCUGGGUUAUAAUUGUACUUGCUACGCUUGUGCUGGCUGAACAACGGAUUGUGGAUCCGAUACGACAGAGAAGGAUUUCAAGUUAUGUGUCCAGACAGAUCAAUGGCCUCUUCACGGAUGUUCGUCACCGCUGACGGAUGCAUUGGAACCGCAACCAAAUACACGGUCCGUGGAGUUAGCCCCAUCAUCCGAGAACGAGCUUACUUCACUCAUUUUUCGUGGUCAAGUACUAUCAUCCCAGCCUUACCCCUUCCAUACAAUGCGAAAGUGGCCCAUCAGCUAUCAAAACUAGCUAGUAUAGACCACACAACAAAGGCUUAUCAUGUCGAGGAGGAUCUACGAUUCUACAGGCUGCUGGCUGUGAUGUGCGUGACGGUGGUGGUUCCCAUCACCGCUAACGUAUUUGCUUGGCGUAGGUUGAGGCGAACACGUAUGGAUCAUCAACAGAACGUCGUACCCCGCCCAGACAAUUUUCCUAUUGCCCUCAAAGGGUUUGAUUUUAGAGCAACCUGAAAUUAGCAAUUUCAUUUUGACUCGAAGGAAAGUUGUUUGGAAUUGUGUUUUGUGUGAAAAGCGGUUUGAACACUGGAAAAAUGUAUAACAGGAAACUCCGAGACAUUGCAUUCCAUAUAUAUAAGUAUGAGAAGCUUAAUUAAUCAGUAUCAUUAAAUAUAUAUGGUAGGGCACCUAAUAAGAUCAAUUGAAGCCCUACGUAUCAAUAUAUCAGUGCGUGUACGUACCUGAAAUCUAUAUGUGCACACUUAUCUGAAUUUAUAUCUCAAUUUGGUAACAACUAUUCUUAAACAAGUUACUUAUUAUCAUUAUCAUUUUAUCCAUGUACAUGCUAACCUUUUAUCUUAUCACAUUUUUUGGUACCAUUUAACCACAUAUGCAUUUUAGAAUGUAAUUCUUAUGUCAUGCAAUCAUCAGCAGUACGGCAGUACUUUCUGUUGUGUAUAUAUCCUCAUGACUAACAGUAUAUCAAUACCCAUAAGGUAUGGCAUAUUAGUAUGAUAUCAUAUGCAUUUAUCUUAUACAUGGAUCUUCCAUGCAUUAUUCUUUAAUUAUUCUAUAGAUCUUAUGUAUGUAUUUUUUUUUUACAUAUAAUCUGUUAAAAAUCAUUCCUUAACCACUUGAUGGUAACUAGGACUAACUAUAUAUUCAUAUUAAUAUCUCU